Molecule: messenger RNA, 983 nt
Organism: Ornithodoros turicata
Lineage: Eukaryota; Metazoa; Arthropoda; Arachnida; Ixodida; Argasidae
Product: retinal-specific phospholipid-transporting ATPase ABCA4-like
Exons: 7
Coding region: 223-894 (223 amino acids)
Source: RefSeq, a predicted model, not a curated record
AACAACUUUUGUAAGCAGCUCAUCUCUCCCGAAAGGAAAAGUCGAUCGUGCUCGCUCCAACUCUUGCAGUGUCGGCUUUUGCUCGCGCAGGUGCACAGCGUGCUGUUUCGUUGGAUGCGCCCGUGUGUUGUGACAUCACGUGACAGAAAGCAGAAGCGGGAGAAGUGAGAGGCUGGCACGGAGACAAGCAUCGAAGCCCAGGCGGGUGUGGCAAGUUGUGCCAUGGGAGCAUACUCCCAGCUGAAAUUGGUUCUAUGGAAAAACAUCACCCUGCGUCUUCGACAGCCAGUGCUGCUAUGCCUGGAGCUGUUUUGGCCCAUUACAAUUUUCUUGCUCGUUUUGGCGCUUCGAAAAGUUGUCCCACCCACGACUCAAGAGGCCUGCUACUACAAUGCGCGCGCCCUACCGAGCGCUGGUGCUCUUCCCGUACUACAGUCUUUAAUCUGCAAUGUUGACAAUGACUGCCUAAAUAGGUCAUCGUUCGAAGAUAUACCCUCGUAUCCAGGUUCAAAGAUUACGAAACUAGUCGAUAACUUGUCGCCCCUCGUCCAUGACCAACAAAUCCUGAAUGUCGUCAAAGCCCUCCCUGUGUUGGCGAAAGUACUUCAGCCUAUUCAGGCUGUACUUAACGACGAAAACAUCGUUAAGUUACUAGAGCAUGGCUUUCCCUUGCAUGAAGUACUGCGGAACACGAGUGAAGCUCAAGAUGUAUUAGUUCGUCAUGCCAGGAUGUCGAGUGGUGACAGCGAAGCCUUCCUCAUGUCCGAUCUCAACGUUCCUGCUAUCCUGAACGAACUUCAACAUGGAGGCAUCUCCAAGCAAUCGCUCCCAUGCAAUGAAAAGACACUGCGAAAAUUCAUAAUUUUAAAAACGAUUCCGUCGCCUUCAAUGUGACGAGGACUCUCUGCCAUCUUGCUCCUGAUGAAGUCCACGAACUCUUGCAGAAGUUUCAGUCUAACGUGCAAUACGACCGUCUAGUCGGA